ACGGCACCGGAUGGACAGACGAGAGGGGCGACCCGAAGCACGAGAGUACAGCAUAUGCAACCAGGGAGGACAAUAAUAAUCGCGCCGAGAGAAGGGGAAGCAGAGUGUGGUGUGGUGGCAGGAAGUCGGGGCUACAGUCACCCAUUAGGAGGGAGCAAACUCCCUUUCCUUGAUCAUAUAGAUAUGGGCAUUGUAGAUUAAUGAGCUGCCAAAACUGAGCCACUCGGGGACCGGAUACACCACUGGUGUCCUAAUCAUGGACGAUGAUGGGAGGAAAUCAAGUGGAAUGCGUAUUCGGUACACUGGGCAUGGCCUCGGCGAUGUGCUUAAUGAUAACAACGAUUCAACGACGCGUUGCCAACACCGAUCCAUCUGUUCAUGACCUCACACAUUGGGUGUAUGCGCAGAAACAGAUCGAUUCGCUCGGGAGACGUUUGGGGUGGCAUUACCUUGAUGCCCACCAAGGAAAGGUUUGUCCACAUCGACGUUGGAAGCAACGCUCGUGGAGGGUUGAGACGACUCUAUUCGUCAGGUGGUUGUGGUUGACAAUCAACAUGAGCAGCAUUCAGGCCGGGACAAACAUUGACACACAGGAAGUGGAACGCACUGCGAUGACUGGAGGCUUCCAGGCGGAACGGCGGAGGGGAGUGAGUGGGAAUGGAGACUUGGUGGUGACAAGGGAACGCCGAUCACUUAGGGGGUGCGACUCCACCCGACUCGAGGAGCCAGCAGCGCAUGACCAGGGUUUAGGCGGGUCGACCCCAGCAAUCCCCAGCGAGCCAAGGCCAACGUGGGCUGGCGCAAGCAGGCCACUCACCCGAAAGGCCACCCACCUGUUACUGUCAGCGUCAGCGAACCGGCUCUGGCCCUGAUGGCACGGCUUCCCUUGGAACGUCAGAUACCAGGUAACGAGCCAUCGAUGGAAAGCGAGACCGCAACCGGGGCACCAACAUAUCAAUGACCAACAAGA
Molecule: messenger RNA, 970 nt
Organism: Neurospora hispaniola
Lineage: Eukaryota; Fungi; Ascomycota; Sordariomycetes; Sordariales; Sordariaceae
Exons: 1
Coding region: 264-872 (202 amino acids)
Source: RefSeq, a predicted model, not a curated record